Messenger RNA from Epithele typhae, 648 nucleotides. RefSeq lists its product as uncharacterized. Bases 1 to 648 code for a protein of 215 amino acids. The record is from RefSeq and is a predicted model, not a curated record. The transcript has a single exon. Lineage: Eukaryota; Fungi; Basidiomycota; Agaricomycetes; Polyporales; Epitheliaceae.
AUGCCCGUGAGGCCUGCCGUGAGUGCAUUCCGCUGCCUGCUGUCAGUGGCAAGCUUGGGUGAGAAUGUCGUGCGUUUCGAAGAGCGGGACGGCAAAGCUCGACGGAGCAGUCGAACCCUCAUGGAGUUCUCCAUCGACGCCCUUGGCAGCUGGGGCGACACGGGGAGAACGGCGCAAUGCGUGUGCAGAGGCCCAUCAGGAUUCUCAGAGGCGGACUGGAUGCGGGCAUUCAUGGCACUCACCUCAGCGUUCAGACCCCACCCAUCGCCCGAAUCCCUCGCCCUAACACUUGCAAAGGCAAUUGGCCCAUUGGUGGCGCUAUCAAUCGUCUUCAUGGGGCGUGUCGAGGGCGCAGAUGGGAGGAGGAGACAGGCGGCCCAUAUUUGGCGCCCGCGGCAUCGCGAUAGCGCGCAGCGUGGGCAGGCCCACCGCGUGACCACGAGCCCGCCAUGGAAUGGCGCUAUGGCUUUGAGGAACGCUCCCUCCGUCUCUUUCUCAACGCAAGGUGGGCACAAUCCAUCAGCACGGUGCCCGCAGCCGGGCUCGAAGAACAGGUUGAGGUGCUCCAGGACCGUAGACGGGAGCGCAGCCGACAGUUUCGACUGUGUGGCGCGCCGAAGCAUAGCAAACGAGGCUGGUGAUGAGUGA